Messenger RNA from Stylonychia lemnae, 2937 nucleotides. The record is from the annotation of a GenBank genome assembly. Lineage: Eukaryota; Ciliophora; Spirotrichea; Sporadotrichida; Oxytrichidae.
AUGGAUUCUCAAGAUGUUCAAAUGUAGCUCAAACUAGAUCAGGUAAUGAAUCAUUAGAUUUUAAUGUUGUAUUUAGCCUACUUUUUCUAUGACAACAAUGAUUUAGAAGAUGUCUGUGAUGCAACCUCACAACUACUUCCUCAACAAAUCUAUGAUCUUGACUGUAGUAUUGCUUGUCCUGCUGGAGAAUAUUUAGACUUAGAUCCUUAGAUUUAAUCUUCCAAAUGCAGUUUAUGUCCGGCAAACACUUAUAGCUUGCCAGGUGGAUUACUAAUUGAUGGUGUUACUGGUGAUUGGAUAAAUAUUAAAAACGAAAUUGAAGCUUAAAACAACACUAUUCCUAUUGACUUCGAGUGCUUUUAUGAAAAUUAAAACUACCAAUGGAUUAGCAACACCAACUGUGAACCUUGGAUUGCCACCUAGAAGUCAAUUAAGGGUGGAAAAUCAGUUUUAAUGAAUGCGAAUGUUGCCUUCAAGAUUACUUUGACUUCUUACUUUGAACAAAAUGCAACAGUUGAGUUCAGAUAUAAAAAAUAAACUAACCAAGGAUUAUUUUCCAAUGGAGAAUUUAAAUUUGUUGUUAAUGGCCAAAAGAUUUUAGUAGAUUAUGAUUAUACAAAGUCUGAUUGGAUAACAUUUAAAUAUAACAUAACUGAUGGGCCUGGCAAGUAUACGCUGAUCUGGAUAUACUCAAAGUAUAAUGAUGAGUCAGGCCAAAAUUUAAUGGCCGAGAUCGAAUACAUUAGUAUUGUUCAACAUAACAUGCCAGCCUUGGAAUGUCUUCCUUGCAAAAGAGGAUAAAGUUAGCCAGGAUCAAGUAGAUGCUCAUUAUGCAAAGCCAAUUAUUAUUCAGACUCUGAAACAAGAGAAUGCAAGAAAUGUCCUGAUGGAAAAUAUUCUUAUGCAGGAGCAAUUGGAGAUCAUAGUUGUAUCCCGAAAUAGCCAUGUUCUGCUGAGGAUGUGUAUAGCGUGUAUUCUGGUGAAUGUGGACUUAAUCAGUAGAGAUCUGUUUCAUAUCAGUGGUAUCAACCUAAAAUCUGUGAUGAUCAAGAUCCUAAUUCAAUUGACCUACCUGAAAGUAAAAACAUUCCAUGCAGAAACUGUUAAAGAGGCUAGUUUGAGAAUAAAUCAACUGGCUAUUGUGAGUAUUGCCCAAAGGGUUUCUAUUAAGAUGUCGACUAUCAUAACAAUAGUACAUAAACUGGAGCAUCUGAAUGCAAAUAAUGCCCUGCCGGUCAUGCAGCUCCGCUAGUGCUAGAGUAUGACCACUUUGAGAAAGUACCUGAGUAAUUCUCAAAAGUAUGCGAGUCAAACUUUACUACAAAUGUAGAUCUUAGUGAUGUUUGCGAUAGAUAUAUUGGGUGGAAAACUACAGCAAAUCAUGAUAUACUAGUCAUUGAUUAACCUCUGCCUUCAGGUUUUAAAUCUAUUUUAGAAACUAAAGUAGAAAUAAUUGAUGAUUUAUUCGGCUAGCUGACAGUUGAUUUUUCAGUAAAAGAUUUCCAAUUAGAUAGUGAAAAAUUCUCAAUCGAAAUCGAUGGAAUCUCAAGAUAUGAAACAACAAUUGAAUCAGACAAUACUAAUAAAAUUCAAUCAAUUUUAUUGUACUUGCCAUCAGGCCAAAGAAAGAUCUAACUAAUUUAUGAGAACAUGAAGCAAUUAUCUUUUGUUCUAGAUAAUGAAGGUCAAUUAAUUAUACAAAAUUAAACCCAGGGAGUUCUUUCAAUACACAAGAUUCAAAUUUAAGGUACUUCAUAUGGUGGGGCUGUUGCUUGUCAUAAAUGCUAGGAUGGAUACGUCACUUCAUAAUCCAAUCCAAAUACUUGCGAUGUUUGUGGUUAUGGUUUUGAGCCAAACCAAGAUUAAUCUGCUUGCUAAGGAUGUGUUGAUUCUUAUUUCAAUAAUAUUAUUGGAGGCAAUUGUAGAAAAUGCCCUGCUUACACAACAUCUAGAGCAGGUUCCUCUCAGUAUAAUUAUUACCUUCUGUCUACAAUAAUGGUCUGCAACAAAUAAAUGAAUAUGAACUAUUGUGAUAAUAACAUAAUGGGACCAAUUUUCCCAGAAAGUAGCAGCAAUUACAACUAAGAUGUUUUUUUCAUCUCAAACUUCAGUAAAAAUAAAAUUAACAAAUUAAAUAUAGAGAGAUUCGACUUGAGACAAUAUGAAUAUCAUGAAACCUAGGAUUCUGUAAGAUUUGGACAUAUCUUUGCCUUGUUCCAUUUGAACCAAGCUACUAUGGAAGAGUUUAAAAAUGAACAAGCAGUUCAAGGAAUUGUUGAUCAAUCAACUUAGUGUCUGUCUCAGCUCAAAACAUUUAAGCUAAAAAAAGUAGUCGGACAGAUAGUUUAAAAUAUCACAAAUUUCACUGAGAAUGGAUAUUCCAUCUACUUUGAAGAAGGGGAUAUGUGCGAUAAGAAAACCAAUACAAGAUAUUCAAGCUAAAUAGACUAUGUUUGUAGAAAUGACACUGAUGAGGAAGGUUACCCAACCUAUAAGUAUAGGAUAGGCAAAUGCCACUAUGUCUUUGAAUGGGUUAGUACCAAAGCUUGCUCUCAAUGCAAAUUAAAUCAAGUUAAAUAAGUGGUGUCAAACUGUGAGAAUGGAAAGAGAUAUAUUAGUAAUAUUCCUAUUGAUAAAUGUAUCAUUGAAUUCACUGAUAAUGAGUACUUAACUAUUAAUAAUAAUGAUAGUCCGCUCGCAUUAAGACAUAAAUUUGUAGUCCUGACUGAAAAAACAGAGGAGUGCCAAAUUAAGGACGACUUCUUAAUCAAUCCUAUGCUAUAGGGAUUACUAAUUUUCAUCAGUAUAUUCUUCACACUAUUCUUCAUUGGCACUAUUUGCUUCUACAGGAAAUACAGAAAUUUAAAGGUUAGAUAUCAAAAGCUUUCUGAAGAUGAUAAUGGAGGUGGUGAAAUAGAAAUGUAGCAAACUAAAUGA